Messenger RNA from Glossina fuscipes, 3700 nucleotides. Its product is annotated as protein kinase 4. The record is from RefSeq and is a predicted model, not a curated record. The transcript has 7 exons. Gene Ontology annotation, molecular function: dopamine receptor binding. Bases 395 to 3571 code for a protein of 1058 amino acids. NCBI's taxonomy places the organism in Eukaryota, Metazoa, Arthropoda, Insecta, Diptera, Glossinidae.
GGCAAUUUUUCAUUAAAUUUUGUUACCGUUUGGAAACUCUAUACAUGUGCGAGUGGCGUUUUUCUUUUAGAACAAUAAAAUUUUUAUUUUUGUGUUAAUUAUUAUAGAAAAAAAUAAUAAUCUGAAAAUUGUAUAAAAAUGAAAUUUCAAUAUUGAAAUGAUAUCAAUAUUGAUGCGUAAAUUCGCGAUAAAUUUUUUUCGAUAUAUAUAUGUGUUUUGUUUUUCCAUUGUGGCAAUCUGCACUCAUAAAGAAAAAUUUAUUAACUGGUCUCGCAAGGGAGAGAAUAUAUAGAAAGAUACGAAGAGAAAUAUAUAUAUAUAUAUAUAGAUAUAUGUGUGUAUAACUUGUCAACCAACCAAAUAGAUCACCACGUAAACGUAAACAAGACCUGUGAUGUCGUUACCAACGGGAAACGAUGGUAAGCCUGGAGGGGAAGACUAUUACGCUGGAAAUAAUACUAAACCAUUGCAAACUUGUCAUCAACCGCAGACAGCGCCGGCCUUAUUGCAAUGGUCUAACCAUUUAAUGGGCGGCCACCAUACAUUUUUGCAGCAACAUCAACAGCAUCUAUACAAUAUGCAAGCUCAGGCUGCAUACGCAGCGGCACCAUCAGCCGGGGGACAACAAGAGACAUACUCAGUGUUACGUAUGGGUAAUGGAAAUUUUUUGAAAAUUUAUCAUUGCCCAGAAAAUACCAUCGGGCCUAUGUCGGUGGAGGCGCCUUUUACUUUGUCUGCAAACUCCUAUAAUCAACACCAACCACAUUUGCAAACAACUUAUCAACAUCACUUUCCUCAGCAACCAUCACAACAACAGCAGCAGCACACUGUGGCUUCGACUACAACAGGAGCACCGCAAAUGUUUAAUAGCUAUGAGCUGUUCUCCAGUAACACACUUACUCAAUUGCCUACGCCAGAAGUAACACCUCUUUUAGUGCUAGGAACCAGUGCUAAUGAUAAUAAUCAAAAUAGCAAUAAAAAUCCUGCUCAAACUAAGGUCAACAUGACGAUAAAUAAUGGAAAUUCAGUGUCUGAAGCAACAAGUAAUGCCAAUGCUGCUACAAUGAUUAUAAAUAAUUUAGUGAGCAAUUGGUCACCAAAUCUUACGGGUGGCGUAUAUACUCAGUUUGGAUCGCAAGCAAAUCAACAUCAGGAUGAAAUAGUUUUGCAUUCAAAACAACAACAACAACAACAAGCGACUUUACAACAAUCGAUACCUUUAAAGGAUGAGAAUGAUGAUAAGUAUAUUACUGCCACAAGCUUAAAUCAAUUUGAGGAGGACGCUGAAAACGAAUCAAAUUCCGAAGUCGUGCCGUCGCAAACAAUGCCAAUGCCAAUGCCGCCACAACAUACUGACCAGAUAUUUAGUAAAGAUGGUAUAGCUACUAAUAGUGCUAAUGCUCCCAUUGCCAUCCCUUCUGACCUCGCAGCGAAUUCAACAAAUCAAGCAAAUUGUUUAUUGAAAGAAGAAACACUGCAUGCACCAAAAAAACGUAUUGUGGCUGAGGUGAAACCCAUGCGUAUGACAUAUUCGGAUGUCCUAAGUAAAUUGAACAAUCAACAAGAGCAUAAGCAAAGUACAUCUCUUCAAAAUCAAUCUAAUAUACAAAAUAACAGAGGCAAUCAAAAAACAAAUAAUGUAAAUGCAAAUACAACAUCACUCAUUAGUAACGCCAAUGGCUUAAAUAAUCGUCGCAGCCUUGAUGAGAUUACACUUCAGAUGCGCUCAAUUAAAAAGUCUCCUGUACAUGAGAAUAAAGAGAACGUGCAAAAUACUUCAACUCAACCCAUUGCUAAUAACAAGACCGUUGUUAAUAAACGCUCAUCGGUAAUGAUUAAUAACAAUAGCAAUAACGGCAACAAUACCACAUCCCAAAAACAGCAACAGACACAAAAAAUACAAAAUAAUAAGACAGCAAACGCCAACACUGACAUAUCCGCUAGGAAACGUCCCACCAACGUUAAAAGAUUCAAUGAUACCGAUUUGGAAACUAACUAUAAUGGAGUGAAAAUCCAUGAACCACGGAAAUCUUCAAAAAGCAUAAGCCCAUCGACCGCAUCCAACAAUUCAUCGACGGCCAGCAACGCGAAUCCCAUGUAUGGUCGAAAAGCAACAAAAUCUUUUAAUUUGAUCAGUAAUUCAUAUCAAACUAAUAUUACAAAUCAACAGCAACGUUCACGAUUUCAAAGUCAUUCAAAUGCCUCGUAUUCGUACUCAUCAACUAAACGUGGACGCAAUAACAGUAGCAAUUUUGUGCCAUCAAAUGGUAACAGCUCACCAUACUCACAGAGCGGGGCUGAUCAUCAUAAACGCAACUAUGAAUUUGCAAAGCGUUUCUUGCACGCUUGGUAUAUUUUUACAAUGAAAAUUUUAACUUGGCUUUUCUAUUUGAUCUACGAUAUCGUUGUAUUGGGCUGCAGUAUACUGUAUGAGCACUUGCUAAUUAAUUACGAAUCUGGGCGAUUAUAUAUACAACAAUUGCACAGAGAAUUAAAACAAAAUUCGAAUAAACCAAGCAUAUGGAUUAAGAACAGAUAUCGGAGAUUUGAUGCACGCUUUAGCAAGACAUCAAAAUGGGCAUUUUGGCGCCGUCUUUAUAAAAAGAAACCACCAGAAUCCUUAAAUGAAACAUUUAAAGAUGGCCGCUUACCUCAAACAGGUGAAGAAGCCAUGUAUUCUUUGCUGAAUUGCAAAGGGAAGGAUGCUUAUAGUAUAUUAGGAGUUCCACCGAAUUGCUCUCAGGAGCAAAUACGUAAGCAUUAUAAAAAAAUUGCAGUUUUGGUGCAUCCUGAUAAAAAUAAACAACCUGGCGCUGAAGAAGCUUUUAAGGUUUUACAACGGGCAUUUGAAUUGAUUGGAGAACCGGAAAAUCGAUUGGCUUAUGAUCAAAGUUUGGCGGAGGCAUUGCAUGCGGAAAAAGCUUGGACGGAAUUGCAUGAUCUAUUGUCUCAGCUGCAAACAAAAAUAACGGAAGCUGCCAACACCAUUAGAUGUAGCACAUGCGGUCUGCGUCAUCCACGUAAGUUAGCUGAUCGCCCGCAUUAUGCCGCUCGCGAAUGUGCUUCUUGUAAGAUAAAGCAUUCCGCCAGGGAAGGAGAUAUCUGGGCGGAGACUAGUAUGAUGGGCCUACGUUGGAAGUAUUUAGCUUUAAUGGAAGGAAAAGUCUACGAUAUAACUGAAUGGGCCAAUUGUCAGAAGGGAGCUCUCGCUCAUUUGGAACCAAAUUCUCAUAUGGUACAAUAUCGCAUUGUUAGAGGAGCCCAACAACAACAACAACAACAACAACAACAGCAGCAGCAGCAGCAACGUCAACAACAUAAACAACAACAGGCUCAUCAUCAUCAUCAUCAUCAUCAAUACGCAAGAUCCACAAAUCAAAAUUAUGCAUUAGGUAGCGGCGGAAGUUCAACAUCUGGAACGGGAAAAUUCAAGUGCGAUAAUAUGCCAUCCAGUGAAGCGUCUUUACACGAGUUCCUUGACAAUCUGUACAGCGGUCAGCAUCCACAUCAUCAACCAAGUAAUAACACUACUCAUGCCACUUCUACUCGCAGACGUAAUCGCCGUAAUUGACUUCUACGAUACCUAACGCAAAUUAAGAUUAUCUUUUGGAAUUUGUUUAUUCCUAAAUAUGUCGAAACUACUAAAAGAUACUUUUAUUUAACGCCCUAAUUUUCUUUGUUUUUUUUUUUUUUUUUUUUU